UGCAGAUACGAAAGUACGAUUUUCCAGUCCAUUCGCAUGUUUGGCAAGAAUCAAGACCAAGGCUUAAAAGGAUAAUGAUAAUGCGACUUAUUUUAGCGGCGUGCUUCCUCGUCCUUCUUUGCUGUCACAAUGGCAGCGAAGCCAUGUCAUUCGAAAUUGAGCGAGGAGAAUUGGAUACAUUUAGGAAUAUAGAGUGUACAGAACAGGGCAAUUGUACAGAAAGACAGUGUGAAAUAUAUGGCGCCAACAGUGUAAAAAGUAAAAAUUGCACUCGAUGUCAAUGUAAAGAUGGUAGAGGAACGUUUCUUUCAACUAACGGUGACAACACUUACAACUGUACCAAAGAUGAAGAUAUAGUCCCAGAAUCUGCUCUAAGAAACAAACGAUUCCACUCAUGA
Messenger RNA from Xenia sp. Carnegie-2017, 398 nucleotides. RefSeq lists its product as uncharacterized. The transcript has 2 exons. NCBI's taxonomy places the organism in Eukaryota, Metazoa, Cnidaria, Anthozoa, Malacalcyonacea, Xeniidae. The record is from RefSeq and is a predicted model, not a curated record. The coding region runs from base 75 to 398 and encodes 107 amino acids.